CUCGUCGAUAGUAAAGAUAUAAAUAAAACUAGAAAAAUAUAACGGCGACGAGAUUAAUUUUAACUAUUAUUGUACGAUUCGUAUAUAUAAAAUCUGCGUAUUUUAACGCAACCGAUUUAAAAAAGGAUUACAGUUUUGACAUCCGAUAAGAAUUAAAAGAGAAGUCGUUUAAUUAAUAAGGCGCCGUUAGAAAAAAGAAAAUAAAUAAAAAAAAUGCGUGGAGGAAUUUGUGAAGUGGACGGAGAGGAAGGUGGCAUCGCGGUAACGUGUUCUCGAACAUCUGCCGGGACUUAGUGUGGCGUUCGAGAUUUGGGCCGAGAAAGUGGCGAUGUUACGUCGAUUAUUCGCGAUCGCGGUUCUCUGAUCGUCGACCGUUGGCGCCAGAGAAUGAGGCCGACGUCUUUGCUUUCGAUUAUUUUCCUGUGUUCGUCGGUCAUCUGCGGUCCCCACACCCACAACAAGCAGAAAGACGGAUCCGGCAAAGAAAGGGAGUCGGACGGCGCCUACGGUCCCAGGGAUCGCAAUCAUUUCGUCGACGAGGAACACAACGUCGAAUUCGACCACGAAGCCAUCCUGGGAAGUAAAGAUGAAGCAGAAACGUUUGAUCACUUAAGUCCUUCGGAAGCCAAGUCGCGUUUAAAAAUUCUUGCCGAGAAAAUGGAUAAGAGUCGCGAUGGUUUUAUCGAUAAGAAAGAACUUACGGAUUGGAUAUUAAAAUCUUUCAGAAAACUGACAGAAGAAGAAGCAAAUGAACAAAUGGAAGACGACGACGUAAAUGAAGACGGCAGAAUUUCGUGGGACGAACAUAAAUCGGAAACGUAUGGUAUUUACAAUGAUAAUGAACUAACACCGGAUACGGAUGAAAAUUCAGAUUAUCAGAUGCUCAGAAAUGAGGAACAGUUAUUCAAGAAAGCAGAUUUAAAUAAUGAUGGAUAUUUAGACAAGUCAGAAUUUCCUGCAUUUACACAUCCAGAAGAAUUUGAGCAUAUGCAUGAUACAUUAUAUGAACAAACCAUGCAGAAGAAAGAUAAAAAUAAAGACGGUUAUCUCAGUCUCGAGGAAUACAUGGCAAAUUCUAACGGGAAAGUUUCUAUGUUAGGUAGUGAGGAUUACAUUGUAGAAAAAGAUCGUUUUGAUACAGAUUACGACAAAAAUCAUGACGGAAAACUGAGCAAAGAGGAAGUUUUACUUUGGUUAAUUCCGAACAAUAACGACAUAGCGGAAAGCGAAGCGGAUCAUCUGAUCGACAGUUCGGACGCCAAUAAAGACGGAAAAUUAUCCAUUCAAGAAAUAGUAGACCAUCACGAAAUUUUUGUGGGAAGCGAAGCCACGGAUUUCGGCGAACAUUUGCAUAACACACACAAAUUUGACGACGAACUCUGAAAGAUUUCUUCGGAAAUGUCCCUUAAAAACUUAUUUUAUACUUAAUUAUAAUUAUUUGCUUCCAGUUACUUUAAUGCUGUUUAAUAUAUUAAUGUAAUAUACAUUAAUAAAGUUAUUUAUGAACCUUUUUUAGACUACAAAAAAUGUAUUUGUUUUUA
This is a messenger RNA of Centruroides sculpturatus (bark scorpion), 1541 nucleotides long. RefSeq names its product calumenin-A-like. Gene Ontology annotation, molecular function: calcium ion binding. Bases 388 to 1383 code for a protein of 331 amino acids. The transcript is spliced from 6 exons. The record is from RefSeq and is a predicted model, not a curated record. NCBI's taxonomy places the organism in Eukaryota, Metazoa, Arthropoda, Arachnida, Scorpiones, Buthidae. Gene Ontology annotation, cellular component: endoplasmic reticulum.